AUGGCCUCGGGCGCCCUGCUGCCGUGCCCGAUGUCCCGGCUGGACUUCCUCAAGGCCUCGCACUUCCAGGUGGGGCCGGACCCGCGGCUGCACCAGGGCGCCCUGUACUCCACGUCGCACCGGGACCCCGAGCUGCCGGCACGCGCCAGAGAGCAGAUCCGUGGCGCGCGCCUUAUCUUCGACCGCGACUCGGUGCCGCUCGGCGACCGAGACCAACUGCGCCUCCCGCCCACCACGCACCAGGAGCUCUUUCCGCCCCAGCACGUGCGCCCGCCGCCCCGCGCGCCCUGCCGCCACCUCGGGGGGCCCAACACCCUCAAGUGGGACUAUAGGAACCAGGAUGGGACCUCCUACCAGAGACAGUUCCAGGCGCUGCUGGGCCUUCCUGCCUUGAUGUGUAAGAGGGCCUCCUCCCACGUGGAACUGGGAGACUGCAAGAUUGGCUAUGGACCCAUGAGUUCAGAGCAGAAACAGGCCUACACGCCCCAGGGGCUGCCUCCAGACAGGUAUGACAAGGCCCAAGCCGCGACCAACAUCCAUCAUGUGAAUAUCCGUCCUGGAGAUGGCCUUUUCCACGACAGAACCACUAAGGCUGAGCACUUCUAUGCCCGGGAGCCAGAAUUUUUUGUUCUUCACCACGAUCAGACUCCGGAGUCGCACAUCCUAAAAGGAAAUUGGUGCCCCGGUCCGGGCAGCCUCGACACCUUCACUCGGUUCUUUUAUGGCCAGCCGCCGCCCCCGACCCAGCCACCCUCCCGCCACGUGCCCCACGAGAAAUUGCAGAGUCACGUGACCCUAGGAGAGGCGAAGCUGCUCAGACACUUCUUCCAGACCACCAUGGACUCACACUACUGCUCCCCAGAGACGCGGCGGCCACAGAAAGCGCCCAGCCUCCACUUGCAGCACAGCAACCUGCUGCAGGGAACCGGCGAAUCAGAUUUUUUAACCAUGAACCAGAAGAUGCUGAAGCCGCACAGUACAGCUCGGGCCCCCGUGACCGAAGAGAUGCUACAGCGGUGCAAGUACAGCCACGUGGAACCCCCGCUGGGUGAACAGCGCUUCUUCUCAACCCAAUACGAGGAUGAGUUUCCUUUCAAGCACCAGGGCGCGGCAGUGCUGAGAACAGGCAGCUUCCAGGAGAGCCACGUGCCACUGGGCACGUCUCGCCAGUGGGGCUGUGGGGGCGGGAAGACAGACCCUCGGGCCCCCCAGCCCCAUAUGUACCCAUGCCCCAGCCAGCAAUAAAUGUCACUUGGCAACACCUCACCCCUCCCCAUUAGUCAGCAGUUAAAGAAGAUGUUUGGGUGGAUGAGGGCUGGAGGAAGGGUCUGUAUAAGAGAGAAUGAGUCCAUCGAGAAAAGCCUGAACGCCUGAACAGACAUUUCUGCGGACUCUGAAUGACAUUAAGAGCACGGAGUCAUAGUGUUGAACAGGCAUUGGGGUGAGGGGUUGAGAACACGGGCUUCCAGUCCAAAUCCUGACACAGUCCAAAUCCUGACUCCUCCAUGUCCUGGAUAGUAGUAUUGGGCAAAUCACUUAACCCCUCCAAGCCUCAGUUUGCUCAUCUGUAAAAUGGAGAUAAAUAGUAAGUCUCCCAUUAGAUUGUUAUGAACGAGAAAUGUA
Messenger RNA from Galeopterus variegatus (Sunda flying lemur), 1623 nucleotides. It is a transcript of the gene SAXO5, whose product is annotated as chromosome unknown open reading frame, human C19orf45. The record is from RefSeq and is a predicted model, not a curated record. The coding region runs from base 1 to 1245 and encodes 414 amino acids. The transcript is spliced from 9 exons. Lineage: Eukaryota; Metazoa; Chordata; Mammalia; Dermoptera; Cynocephalidae.